This is a messenger RNA of Thunnus maccoyii (southern bluefin tuna), 1584 nucleotides long. It is a transcript of the gene creld1a, whose product is annotated as protein disulfide isomerase Creld1. The record is from RefSeq and is a predicted model, not a curated record. The transcript is spliced from 6 exons. Bases 189 to 902 code for a protein of 237 amino acids. NCBI's taxonomy places the organism in Eukaryota, Metazoa, Chordata, Actinopteri, Scombriformes, Scombridae. Gene Ontology annotation, molecular function: calcium ion binding.
UAGAAGCUUGAAAGAGUGUCUUGGCUGCGUUCACUGCUUUUUAAACUUUAAAGAGUUCACAGUUGGUCGACGGACACAGAGGAGGGAAGGAAAACACCGAAGUCAUCUAGACUUCAUGUCAAGGUCCACUUCAAUGGCUGUUAUGUUGACUAGAUAAACAGCUUCAUCUUCUGGACCAGCUGGGACAGAUGGGAGUGAGGAUGCUUCACAGGAAGCUGCUGCAGACUGCUUGGCUGUGUUUUCUGCUGGCUGUUCAGGUGCACAGCUGCCCAGAUACCUGCAGCAAGUGUUCAGGCCCUGAAAAUGACCAGUGUGUGGAAUGCAGAGCAGGAUGGACGCUCCAUAAUAACAUCUGUGUAGACAUUGAUGAGUGCGGCACUGAGCUGGGCAACUGUCCUCCCAGCAGCUACUGCUAUAAUACAGAAGGUUCCUUUGAGUGCAGAGACUGUGACCCAGCCUGUGUGGGCUGUAUGGGUAAUGGACCAGCACGCUGCAGGAAGUGUGCCUCUGGGUACAGACUGACAGGGUCCAAGUGCUUGGAUGUAGAUGAAUGUAGUGACAGGGUACUUGCCUGCCAUGGUCUGAAUGAGAUUUGUACCAACACCGAAGGCUCUUUCCGCUGCAUCUGUGUUGACGGAUUCAUCCGCAAGGACAGUGUUUGUGUGAAGAAACAGCUGCUUAGUGUUGAGGAGAAAGGCCUGUUUGAGGAUAUCCAGGAUGAGGAGGUAGAGGUGCUGCAGCAGAUGUUCUUUGGGGUGGUGCUUUGUGCUCUGGCCACAAUGGCUGCUAAAGGAGAUUUGGUCUACACAUCUCUAUUCAUGGGAGCAGUGGCAGCCAUGGCAGGCUACUGGCUCUCUGACAGGGGAGACCGAUUGUUAGACAGCUUCCUAAAGGGACGUUAAAGCUCAGCACGGUCUGUGGAAGCACAAAAAGGGGAUUUCGCACUAAAAACAUCGAAGCUUUGGAAGAUAAACACUGUAUUUGGCAAACUCAGACUGCUAAAGCCUCAUAUUAACUUCAGCUCAACUUUAGAAUGCAAUUUUAUACUGAACGAGGACUGUAGAUUUUGUCCCCAUCACUUUAAGAAGGGAUCUCUUUGUAGGUAGUAUGGAGAGGAAGAACAAUUACAGCGGCUAAAAACAAUCAGACUUAAAUGUGAACAGAUCCUUUAACCUCCAUACUUCCAAUAAAGAGUGACACACAACCGUCUUCCCUGCAGUGGAUGAGACAGUCCCAAACGGGGCUGCAGUUUGUUGUACUGAGCUGGAAAUAAGCCAUGAAUGAGUUGCACUUUUUUGUAUUUUAACUUUUGAAGUAGCUCCCUUGUUGUGGCCGCUGAAGCAACCAACAUUUGCCAGGUGUGGCUUUAAUAAAGAAGAAUUUACAGCAUGAAUUUAUACAUCUGUCUGUUUGUGUGUGAGCAUAUACCAUGUAGUAUAUUUGCUUCUUAUACUGUAUCAAUCACACUGUAUUUGUACUGCAAAAAAAACACUUUUGAUGUUGUAACCUCGUUUCUUGAUGUGCACAUUGAUGUGUAUUUCUUAACACUGAAAUAAAUACUGUAUGCCGUUUUGACAAACUUUA